Molecule: messenger RNA, 2076 nt
Organism: Anoplophora glabripennis (Asian longhorned beetle)
Lineage: Eukaryota; Metazoa; Arthropoda; Insecta; Coleoptera; Cerambycidae
Exons: 3
Coding region: 1-2076 (691 amino acids)
Cellular component (GO): plasma membrane
Molecular function (GO): protein binding
Source: RefSeq, a predicted model, not a curated record
AUGGAAAAACGUUCGGCGCUAUCAAGACAUAUAAAGAGACUGCUGUUGUGGUUGAAGAAGAGAAGCAAGCUCGUAGCUGCUGCUGCGGCAGUUUUAUUAUUUUGCAUUACACUCAUAGUAAUUAUAGUGGAGACUUGUCAGAAACGUGCCACAGAAAGUGUAGAAUCGAAAGUUACUGCGACGGUAGAAUUUGAAAAUAUGACAACAAUCCCUAACUUGGAAAACUUCAAAGGUGACGCUUCAACUGGUUGUUUCCUGGACAUCGUCUGUGAUCACAAAUGUACUAUUACUUGUAAUACAAAUUUUGGUGUGGAUUCUAUUAACUCGCUGAACCUAUCGGCUUGCACAGUAGAUGAAAUUAUCUUACAGUUACAAGACGUUUCCUUUACCGAAAAAACAGUCAGCGAAGGAUGGCUGAGUGGUUUAUCCAGAGAUGUGGGAGAGUUGACGAUAUCUUCUGAAUAUGUUUCAGAAUUGGGAGAAGCCGCCUUUUCAGGGACACCUUUUGAAAGCCUGAACUCUCUAACCAUCGAAAAGUCCAAAAUAAGGUACCUCAGAAAGGAUUCAUUGAAGGGAUCAAAAAUAGCAAUCUUUCAAUUUCGGUCCAGUGGAGGAAAUUUCCACGUCGAAUUCAACGUUUUAGAACACAUUUCCGAUUAUUUGACUAUUUUACAAUUCUCUGAAUGCCUGCAUGAUUCUGAAGGUAUCAAGAAUAUGACAGGAACUGGAGUGUCUCAGUUCAACAAGCUUACGAUGAUCGAUUUAAGAUACAACACGUUCAAUACGGUUUUAAAUAAGUCUUUCGUGGAUGCUCCCCGUGUGUUAUCUCUCUUCUUAUCUGAAAAUAAUAUAAACUUAACGGAAGUAGACGCUUUCUACGGAAUCGGCACCUCGCUUCAGCUCUUAGAUUUGAAAAACAACAAACUGAAAACCUUGCCCGACGGGAUCUUUACAGACUUUAGAUUAAACGGGUGGUCGAACGGGACAAUAGAUAUACAGGGCAAUUUUUGGCAAUGCGACUGCGAUUUACUUUGGUUUAAAAAUUUUUACAUCAAAAACAUUAUACAGUACUUCCAGGACGGUAACAUAUCUUUUACUUGUACAGAAGGCGACUACUUAGAAGUUGAAUUUUGUCCCAGUCCCGUAACUUCAGAUCCAACAGCAGUAACUUCAUCAGCUACAGAAACGGUACCGACGUUGGAACCGUCAACAGAGAGACCCAGUGAAUUCGUGUAUUUAAACUGUACCAAUCUCACCAACUAUCAAGAAGAACUCAAUGGUCUAAACAGGAUCUACAGCCAUACAGUUCAAGUAAGAAACGGUACGAUCACUUACAAUUUCUUCCAGAUCCAACAAACUCCCAACUUCGAAAUAAAGCUGCUGAACAACGUAGGAAACGACUAUCUAAUAUGGAUCAACAGCAAAAACUCUAGCGAUUAUGGUUGCGUGAGCAACAUCCAAGAAACAGUGGUGCUGAACAGUCUACACUAUGGAACGACUUACACUAUAUGUCUUCUGAAAGAAUUCGCGGAUAUGGUGACUCCUUUUGAUUGCACGUCGCUUACGGUCCCUUUGGAAUGGGAAUACUCCCCUUGGAUCAUCAAUAAGUAUAUGCCCGCAGUCAUAGGAGGCGUCUUAGGUGUCACAUUGGCCAUAAUCAUAGUGACUUCCGUUAUAAUGUUCUACACCAUAAGGCAGAACCCAAAGCUCAUAAAAGGUAACAAGAGAGUUGUGAUAGUAAGGAACAAGUCGGCAGACGCCCUGGUGAUGCCAAACUACGAAAAACAAAGGUAUGUUCCUCCAUCGAUUUACACCAACAGCGAGGGGUAUUUGACACCUAGACAUAAGAUGUACGAGAGGAUAAACGAGAGGAGGUUCCGACCAUUGAACACCAUUACGGAGAAGUUUUAUCAGGAUUUCCACGGAACUACGUCAAGGCAUUCCAGGAGUAGCUACACUGGUUUCCUUCCCAGACGAUCUGUAGGCAGUGAAGUGUAUGAACCACCGCCACUACCACCAAACCAUCCCUCUGAGAGACCAUGCAGUAGUCGCCAGUCUAUGAUUUAUAGAAACUAG